UAACAAACAAAUAUUCCAGCAGUUGUGAAUUAGCAGCUGAUGUGCCAAAACAACCAUAAAUUAUACUCCUGCACUAUAAAGAUAUUUACAAAACUAUUUUAUUAUUUCCAAAAAUAAACUACAAUGGAACCAAUUUUACUUAUACACGGUGGAGCAGGAAAUAUUACAGAUGCUAGGGUACCGGGUAAAUUAGACGGAAUGAAAAAGGCUCUACGAUCAGCCAAAGAUUAUUUGUGGCCUUCAAAUGGUGGCGAGGCUAAUGUUUUGGAUGCCGUUGAGGCAGCAGUUAGAGCAAUGGAAACCGAUCCUAAUUUUAAUGCCGGCUAUGGUGCCUGUUUAAAUCGAGAACAAAUGGCUGAAGUUGAAGCCAGUAUUAUGGAGGGUAAAGAGCUUAAGGCUGGCUGUGUAACACUUUUGCAUGAUAUUUUACAUCCAAUAUCAGUGGCCCGGCGAGUAAUGGAAAAAACUAAUCACACGUUUUUGGGAGGAUCUUUUGCUGAGAGAUUUGCCAAGCAAGAGGGGUUUCAACAAUUACAGCAGGGUUCCUUGAUAACGACAGAUGCUCGUUUGGCAUUAAACGAAUUUAAUGAUCUACAUGCAAAAGGUAUCGAUACAACCUAUGCAAGAACAGAACUUGAUGCUCCUGGUGAGCCGGGUACAGUGGGUGCAGUUGCUAUCGAUAGUAAAGGCAAUAUAGCAGUUGCCACUUCAACGGGUGGUAUAACAGGCAAAUUACCUGGACGGAUUGGUGAUACACCUUUAUUGGGUUGUGGUACAUAUGCCGAUAAUACUUUAGGAGGCGUUUCAACUACUGGUCAUGGCGAGACUAUAAUGCGUUUUAAUUUAGCACAAAAAAUUCUAUCGAAAAUACAGUAUGAAAAAAAGUCUGCUCAAGAGGCAACGGAAGAAGCCUGCAACGAAAUGACUGAACGUUUAGUUGGUACAGGCGGAGCUAUAACAAUUGAUGCUAAAGGAGAAAUUGGCAUAUAUUGGACUUCGAAACGUAUGGCGUGGGCAUAUACAAAGGGGAAAGAUAUAGUGUUUGGCAUUAAUCAUAAUGAAAAAUUCGUGGAGCAAUUGUAAAUGUUGAAAAUUGUUUAUGGAAAACUUUGAAUGAAAAGAAAAUUUAUCAAACAUUUUGUAUAAAAAAAAUAUCCAAAAUUUUCGAUAGAGAUAAAAUUUAUCGAUAAUUUUCUAUAAAAAAAUAUUAGAAUAAGUCGGUUUAAGCGACAUUUCUCAAAAACAAUAUACAUAUGUAGAUGAUUUUGAGAGGAUAAAAGAUAUAUUUUUUUUCGAGUGGGCAGGGCUUUAAAGUUAAAUUCAUUUUUGUCUACACCUAAAAACCAAUUUUAUUUACAAUAAUAAAUAUACAUCAAAUUUCCAAUAAUAUAUAUAACAUGAUACUAAAAAAUGGA
Messenger RNA from Lucilia cuprina (Australian sheep blowfly), 1415 nucleotides. RefSeq names its product probable isoaspartyl peptidase/L-asparaginase CG7860. The record is from RefSeq and is a predicted model, not a curated record. The coding region runs from base 124 to 1083 and encodes 319 amino acids. Gene Ontology annotation, molecular function: asparaginase activity. Lineage: Eukaryota; Metazoa; Arthropoda; Insecta; Diptera; Calliphoridae. The transcript is spliced from 2 exons.